ACUCAUUUAAUUAUAAAACAAAGUAGGGUGAUAAUUUUUUCAUCUUUCUCCCUUUCAAAAUUAGCCUAGAGUCUGUAAUCUCAUUUUAAAACUCCUUUCUGAUAAUCAAUGGCUUCUUCCAUAUGGGUUUCAUCAAAAACCUCAAUUUGCGACUCCUCUUCACUCUCUUUCACUUCUCAUCUCGUCAAAUUUCCAAUUUCCGAUGCCAAACUAAACAACAGAAACCCCACUUUCCAAUCACUGAAACUCCCCCUUCCUUCAAUUCACUGCGGUAUUCGUGAACUACGAGAAAGAAUCGACACAAUCAAGAAUAUCCAGAAAGUUACAGAAGCAAUGAAACUAGUUGCAGCCGCCAAGAUUCGCAGAGCCCAAGAAGCAGUCAUCAGUACUCGACCAUUUGCUGAAACCCUUGUUGAUAUGUUGUACAACAUCAGCCAACAGCUUCAAUUGGAAGAUGUAGAGAUACCCUUAACAGAAAUCAGACCUGUAAAGAAAGUUGCCCUUGUUGUUAUUGCAGGUGAAAGAGGUCUUUGUGGGGGUUUCAACAGUGGAAUAUUCAAGAAAGCAGAGACCCGGAUGGCGGAAUUGACGAAUCUUGGAAUUGGGUAUACUUUGAUUAGUGUUGGCAAAAAAGGUAAUGCUUAUUUUCGUCGGAGGAGGAAAGGUGAAUUUGUUGAUAGAUUUGUUGAGGGAGAGAAUUUUCCAACAACUAAAGAGGCUCAGGUUAUAGCUGAUGAUGUUUUUUCUUUGUUUGUUAGUGAAGAAGUUGAUAAAGUAGAGCUUUUGUAUACUAAAUUUGUUUCGUUGAUUAAAUCUGAUCCUGUAAUACAUACUUUGCUCCCAUUAACGCCGAAAGGAGAGGUUUUCGAUGUGAAUGGGAGAAGUGUUGAUGUAGAUGAAGAUGAGUUCUUUAGGUUGACUACUGAGGGAGGAAAAUUGACUGUGGUGAGAGAUCAUUUGAUGGUGAAAAAGGGGACCUAUUUGCCUAAUUUAGAGUUUGAGCAAGACCCUGCUCAGAUUCUUGAUGCAUUGAUGCCUCUCUAUUUGAAUAGCCAGAUUUUGAGGGCACUUCAAGAGUCAUUCGCAAGUGAGCUUGCAGCUAGGAUGAAUGCAAUGAGUAGUGCCACGGAUAAUGCCAUUGAGUUGAGGAGGAACCUUUCCAUUGCUUAUAAUCGAGAAAGACAGGCAAAGAUUACAGGUGAGAUAUUGGAAAUUGUUGCUGGAGCAGAUGCACUUACAUAGCUGCGUCGAUACUGGUAUUUGUAUUCUCAUUGUUUUGUAAUUUGGAUAUUCCACCAUCAAUGUGCUCCAUUGACUCCUUUUCCAAAUUGUUGGAAGCUUAUAAUCAGAGAAGUUUCAAGUUUAGGAUUCUCUAGAAUCACAAAAUGAGAUGAAUUUCUACUGUGAUGCAUGAUGAAGCAUCUUGUCUCCCUUUAACUGCCCUGAAUGACUCGUUUCUCAAUUGACCGGAAGAAGAUCCUUCAUGAGCAACAAAUGUUCUCCCUCUCGCUUUAUCUCUUUUCCUAAGUUUUCUGCAAUUUACUUGGGGUGUUUUAUGUGAGUGUUGGUAAGUGUAGACAUGAAGGUCAAAGAAGUUAGUGUAGGAGUUUCGCAAGAGCAGUAUACUUUACUGGCUGUAGAUAUAGAUGCUGAAAUUUCUUUAUGCAAGGACUUGGUGAUCAAGAUUUGUACCAGAGUUUAGCACAUGAUCUGGUGGAUUAAGAAAAUUCAGCUUAUAUUGUCAUCAGUAGAACUAUAUCUCAUUGCUUUGAGUCUCGAGCGCUUUAAGUUGAUAAUCCUACUUUCCAUGAUGUAACAGACCAUGUUUCUAACUGCUGGCUUAUUCGUUACAUUGAAUCUGAGUCUCCUUUCGAUUAAA
Messenger RNA from Solanum dulcamara, 1879 nucleotides. Its product is annotated as ATP synthase gamma chain, chloroplastic-like. Bases 109 to 1242 code for a protein of 377 amino acids. Gene Ontology annotation, cellular component: chloroplast thylakoid membrane. The record is from RefSeq and is a predicted model, not a curated record. Gene Ontology annotation, molecular function: proton-transporting ATP synthase activity, rotational mechanism. Gene Ontology annotation, biological process: proton motive force-driven ATP synthesis. Lineage: Eukaryota; Viridiplantae; Streptophyta; Magnoliopsida; Solanales; Solanaceae. The transcript has a single exon.